Molecule: messenger RNA, 589 nt
Organism: Spea bombifrons (plains spadefoot toad)
Lineage: Eukaryota; Metazoa; Chordata; Amphibia; Anura; Pelobatidae
Gene: QRFP
Product: pyroglutamylated RFamide peptide
Exons: 2
Coding region: 27-443 (138 amino acids)
Molecular function (GO): orexigenic neuropeptide QRFP receptor binding
Source: RefSeq, a predicted model, not a curated record
CCGCAACAGAUCUCCUGAACGUUAAGAUGAACAGAACCUACGGACUUUCCCUCCUGGUUCUCAUUGCCCUGGGCUACAGCUUUGGCCUCCAGGAGAGUAGAGAACAGAGAGAUCCAUGGGAGAAAAUUCACUUCUGGGACAUAUUCCCCGACGCGGAGGAGAAAGGUCUAGGAUCUCUCCUACCCGGCGGAGGCUUAAGAGAUAAGAAGUCCAUAGACCCGGCUUCGUUGUUCAGCGUGGCCAAGGAGCUCCAGGGAUUCGGGAAGGAAAGGGCAGGUUUCCGGUUUAGGUUCGGGAGAAGGGAGGAUGGGAACGAAGUGGAGGAUUUCGAGUCUCAAGGAGAGGAAAAGCGAGGGGAUUCUCCGCUAGGAUCGCUGGCAGAGGAGCUUAACGGCUACAACAGGAAGAAAGGCGGCUUCAACUUCAGAUUUGGAAGACGAUAAAAAAGAUCAAGGUGGAUCACUCUUAACCCACAUGGAAAUCCAGUAUGUGAUAUUAAUCUUCUGUCUCCUGUUUUAUUAAUCACCAUUAUUAACUCAUCAGCAGAGCAUCUGGAUAACUCUUAUGCCGCAAAAAAGGAUGCUCCGUU